AUGUCCACGGAGCGUUUGUGUGAGUUCGGGGGGGGGUUGCAGAUGUUAUUUGGCUUUCUGGACCUGGCGCUGGACGGAGCAGAGCAAUGGAGUGAUGUAAGAAGAGGACUAUCCGAGGAGUUCCAGAAUGUGGAGCACGACUUGUGCAUGGCGUCGCCGUCCCAGGGCAGCCCUGACGUCUACAUCCUGCCCCUCAGUCAAGUGUCGCUGCCCGUCGCCAAGCAACCGGCUCGAUCAGGCAGGAUUAACUCAGGACAUGAAGUCAGUCAAGUCCAACUCCCGAAGUCGUCCGAUUUGAGCCGCCACAAUCUGCUCUACCUGAAGGAGAUCGGACAUGGGUGGUUUGGGAAGGUUUUGCUCGGGGAGAUCCACACCGGACUCAAAACCACUCAGGUCGUUAUCAAGGAACUGAAGUCCAGCGCUGGGGUCCAUGACCAAGUGCACUUCCUGGAGGAGGCGCAGGCAUUCCGAACCCUGCAGCACCCGGCCCUGGUGCAGUGUCUGGCCCAGUGCACCGAGAUCACGCCCUACCUGCUCGUCAUGGAGUUCUGCCCCCUGGGCGACGUCAAGGGUUACCUGCGCAGCUGCAGAGGGUCUGAGGUCAUGACGCCUGAGCCGCUCAUGCUGCAGAGAAUGGCCUGUGACAUCGCGUCCGGAGUCAUGCAUCUGCACAAGCACAACUUCUCACACGGCGAUCUGGCUUUGAGGAACUGUCUGCUUACUGCUGACGUCUCGGUGAAGAUCGGAGACUAUGGGCUGUCCCACGCAAAGUACAAGGACGAUUACUAUGUGACUUCAGACCAGAUGUACGUCCCUUUAAGAUGGAUCGCUCCUGAACUCAUCGAUGAAGUGCACGGAAACCUGCUGGUGGCCGACCAGACACUACAGAGCAACAUAUGGUCUCUGGGCGUCACUAUCUGGGAGCUGUUUGAACUGGCCAAUCAGCCGUACAGACACUAUUCAGACCGACAGGUGCUGACGUACACUGUGAGGGAACAACAACUGCGACUGCCCCGCCCCCUUCUCAAAGUACCCCUGGCCGAGCGCUGGUAUGAGGUGAUGCAGUUCUGUUGGCUGCAGCCAGACCAGCGACCCACAGCUGAAGAAGUCCACCUGUUACUCAGUUAUCUCUGUGCGAAAGGAGCAAGCGAAGUCGAGGAGGACUUUGAACGCCGCUGGAACUCCCUUCGCCCCAACAACAGCCAUACCGCGUUUUGCAGCUCCAAUCGCGACCACCAUGCCCCAUCCUCUGCCACUUCCUUCCCUCUGCUCGAAAACGUCUCCGGAGAUGGCUAUCCCUCCGAUUCGGGAGACGAUAUUUUGACCGUUACUGAAACAAGCCACGGUUUAAACUUUGAGUACAAAUGGGAACAAGCCAGGGCGGCUGAAUCUGUAAACCAAGUCGACCAUCGUUGUCAAGACAUGUUUUAUCCACCGGGAGGCAUCGUUGGAAGCUGCCCAUCCGACAACAUGAACCAUGCAGUCACUCCUCCAACAUACUACCAAUCCAAACACCUCCACGCUCCAAGUGUACUUCCUGUCCUGAGUGCUCAUAGUCCGUCGAUUGGUAGCGAAUAUUAUAUAAGAAUCGAAGAGCCAGUUGAAUGCAACAUGGAUCCCGAUUACACCAUGUGCUCUUACAGCCCAGAAUACCAAGCAGCUGGAUCUUGUGAAGGCUUAAGUCCUGCCUCGUCUUACCCUACAAGUUCUCCCAAAGCAAUGGACAGUGGAUAUGAUACAGAAAACAAUGAGAGUCCAGAAUUUGUCCCAAAAGAACCUCACGAAACCCGAGACCAAGCUAUGAAUAACUUGAAUACAAGUCUCGAGGAAGCCGAGGCCAUAGUCAAGGAGUUUGAGAUUGAAGACCCAGAUGAAGAGGAAAAGCUAGAGCAAGAAUUAUCUCUGGAAAUUCCACAAAAAGGUGACGAAACUUUGCAACCUCUGAGUGAGAACACACCAUAUCGAGAUUCUGCGUAUUUUUCGGAUUAUGAAUCAGAGAGACAGUCAAAGGAGUAUGAUUUACAUGCUAGCAGGGACGAGGAAACUGAAACUGAAGAAAGUAAGAUUAAAGAAGAGGAGUUUCUGGAUGCAGAGGAUGAUAAAGUAGAUCAAGACACUGAUGGGAACUCGCUGGAGCUAGAUUCAGUAGAGGGGGCAUUGGAUGAAUGGGCAGCUCGAGAAGAUGACUCAAAUAUCGGGGACUGGGCGGCCGAAGUUGUUGGUGCUAUGGAUGAAGCGAUUGGAGCGCUUAUUGGGGAUCCACCUUCAAAAAUGGAGGACGAUGUUGAUGCUGGGAGCAAAGAUGAAACCAGAGAACAAGUCACGGCAAUGAAAUGUCAAAAUACUUCAGCAGGAGUUGGAGAAACAAUGCACGUUUUGCCCAAAGACGAAGUGGCUUUGCAGAAAAAUGCACACAUUCGACGCAUGUCUUCUUCGUCGUCGUCUUCAUCUUCUCCCUCUACUCCGCCUCCGCCGCUUACCGACACAUACAAUUAUGAAGAAGAGACCGACAGCGAGGAUUCGGAAGAGGAAGAAGUAAGAACCUUUAAUGAACAAAGUGGAGGCGAGGACAGCGAUGAUGAGUUCUACCCUGUUCCUGUUGUAAUCAGCGAUGAUAGCGAAGCCCGAAACCUGAAAAGUCUCCUAAAGAUGCCCACGCUGCUAACAACCGAGAGUCUGCAGGAAGUACUGGACGGAAAAUCGAAAACCGUGUCAUUCUUUGAUGAUGUCACAGUCUAUUUGUUUGAUCAGGAGAGUCCCACCAAAGAACUGUGUGUCCACGAAUGUUCCCUCGCAACCGACGGUCCGUGUCCACGAGUCAAUGCUUCCGAUGACUCUUCUGAUGGGAAUGUUUCAGAGGAGAGUGCAGGAUAUGAAUGGGAUGACGACUUCUCCCUGCUCCCACUGCCAACCUCGAUAAGCACACCGGACUCUCCCCCUCCUCUUCCUCCAAGACCUGUGCCCAGAGCAGAGACCAAACCAGAGACCAAACCAGAGACCAGACCAGAGACCAGACCAGAGACCAGACCUUCUGCCAAACCCACCGUCUCCAGAUUUUCAGUGUCUCCUACCCCCGUCUCGCGCUUCUCCAUCACACAUAUCUCUGACUCCGAUGUGGAUUCUAUUGGAGGCAGCAGUGAAGACGGAGACAAAGAGUGA
This is a messenger RNA of Knipowitschia caucasica, 3159 nucleotides long. NCBI's taxonomy places the organism in Eukaryota, Metazoa, Chordata, Actinopteri, Gobiiformes, Gobiidae. The record is from the annotation of a GenBank genome assembly.